Messenger RNA from Pangasianodon hypophthalmus (striped catfish), 1363 nucleotides. It is a transcript of the gene ube2g1b, whose product is annotated as ubiquitin-conjugating enzyme E2G 1b (UBC7 homolog, yeast). The transcript has 6 exons. The coding region runs from base 119 to 628 and encodes 169 amino acids. The record is from RefSeq and is a predicted model, not a curated record. Gene Ontology annotation, molecular function: ubiquitin conjugating enzyme activity. Gene Ontology annotation, biological process: protein polyubiquitination; proteasome-mediated ubiquitin-dependent protein catabolic process. NCBI's taxonomy places the organism in Eukaryota, Metazoa, Chordata, Actinopteri, Siluriformes, Pangasiidae.
AUCAGGCGACAACAGCAGUUACGAAGCGAAACAGCAGGCACGGUGCUGGAACUUCGCUGUUAUCUUUGCAUUUACUUUGAGUUUGUUUAUUUUUUUGUAAUCUAAUUGGCUAGUUAAAAUGACCGAGCAGUCGUCGCUUCUUCUUAGAAAACAGUUAGCAGAACUCAAUAAGAACCCUGUCGAGGGCUUUUCGGCUGGUCUGAUCGACGAUGAUGAUAUCUAUCAGUGGGAGGUUGUGAUCAUCGGUCCAGCAGAUACGUUGUUCGAGGGUGGAUUUUUUAAAGCGAACCUCACAUUUCCUCAUGACUACCCACUCCGUCCUCCAAAGAUGAGAUUUGUUACAGAAAUCUGGCACCCUAAUGUUGCGAAGAACGGAGACGUCUGCAUCUCAAUCUUACACGAGCCAGGAGAGGACAGGUUUGGCUACGAGAAGCCUGAAGAGCGCUGGCUGCCGAUCCACACCGUCGAGACGAUCAUGAUCAGCGUCAUCUCCAUGCUAGCCGACCCGAACAGUGACUCGCCGGCCAACGUGGAUGCUGCUAAAGAAUGGCGAGAGGAUCCCAAUGGAGAGUUCAAAAGGAAAGUAGCCCGUUGUGUGAGAAAAAGCCAGGAGAUGGCAUUCGACUAGAUCUUCCCUUCACUGUAGUACUCAUAUAAAUGGCAGGAGAGCGUGAAGUACAAGAGAUCAGAGAUCCAUCAUUCUGUGUCUGAGACUGAAUCACAAGGAAAUGGAAAUUUUCUCACAGCUGAAUCUUCUCUGAAUGCGUGGUUAGAAGUAUAUUUUGUUUGCUUGUGUGUGUGUGUGUGAGAGAGAGAGAGAGACUUAUUUAUUGUCUGGAUCUUGAUGAAGUGUAAUGCAUGACCCUUUUGCUUUUUUUUGCCCCCUGCCUCUGAGCCAUCAACUAUGUGCAAAGUCACUUAUGCAAGUUUCUCAGUUUCACACUCACUGUAGCUAUAGAGAACCUCACACCACUACUGUCUCUCACUAAGGAGUUGGUGUGCUCCCUGCUGCCUUAAUGUCUCCUCCUGUACAGGAGAGGAUUGAAUUCAGCGAUGCCAGGUCUGUCAGAAUCCUCCUGUUUCCUUUGACAAACCAAAAAGAGUAUUCAUGAAAUAGAGAAUAUUUUUGUGUAUAAAAUAUUCUGUGACUGUAAAUAUCCUGUAUUAUAGCCACGUCAAUCUGACCAUCUGUUUGUGUUUCUCCUCCACUCAAGUUUUAUUCAGUCGUGGCUAUAUGCAGUGUUAAAGCUGUCAGCCGUUUACAUGCAACUCACUCAGUAAUAUUAGUUUUUAAAUCUUUUGUCCAUUUCUCCUAAUUUACCUUAUUAUUUCUCAAUAAAAGCAUUUUGUCUUAAGUCUAAAA